CUUCCGCCUCUCGCGCGGUCCCGCCCCGCCGGGGCAGCGCGCAGGUUCUGUGCUCUGGGGAUGGCGGAGGGUGGUGGAGUCUCGGUUAGUGACUGAAUAUCUGAGAGAGUGGGGCUGCUUCGGACGUCUGUGGUGGAGUCUAGUAGCGCUCCCUUUCUGCGGUCUGGGGGCGAGAGUGAGCUGGGGUCUCUGGAGGGCUAGUGUGGGUGUUCUGCAGUGGUGGGAGGUAGGAAGCAGCUCCCCUUCAUACCCCAUUACAGUGGACGCCUUUGAGGAAGACGGCUUAAGCCAACUCUUUUCUAGGGUCUCUUCGCCACUUAAACGACACACACGGGCGUAUGCUUAUCUGCGCUUGUGUUCCUUGUUCGUCAGGCCUGAGUGGUCAUUGGCGCUAGUCACACAGCUUUGUAGGGUUUAAGAGGUAGGCGAAGAUUUCAUUUCCAAGAUGGAAAGCCCGUCCGACUCAGCUGUGACUUUACCUAGCACUCCACGGGCCUGCGCCAGCCCACCAUCUCCCCGUACAAGCAGUUUAAGAAAACAACCUAUGAGUGCAACACUUAGAGAACGAUUGAGGAAAACUAGAUCUUCAUUUAAUUCCCAUUACAAUGUGGUAAAACGUCUUAAAGUAGAGAAUGAAGAAAACGAUCAGACUUUUCCUGAGAAACCAGCAUCUUCAACAGAAGAAAACUGUUUGGAACUUCAGGAAAAUUUUAAACACAAAGAUGGUGAAUUCAAAGAAAGUACAUAUUUGAAAAAUACCUUCAAGAAUAUCAGUGCGUGUGAAUCUAAGUCUCUUGAUACUGAGUCAUGCAGUGAUCUCCAGAGUGACUUUGUGAAUGAGGAACUUCCCAAACAGGGAUUAAAUGAAGAAAGAACAAAAUUGAUGAAGCAGAUUGAAGAGAAAGAAGACCUUCUUCGGAGGCUAAAACUGGUCAAAAUGUAUAGAUCAAAGAAUGACCUGUCUCAGUUACAGUUGUUAAUACAGAAGUGGAGAAGCUGUAGCCAGCUGUUGCUUUAUGAGUUGCAGUCAGCCAUGUCUGCGGAGAACAGGAAACUCAGCCUUACUCAGUUGAUAGACCACUAUGGGUUAGACGAUAAGUUGCUACACUAUAACAGAAGUGAAGAAGAAUUUAUGGAUGUUUAAUUCAUAAUUAUUUCCCCAGAAUAUUUUUGAGAAUGGUAAGUUAAAAGAUACUUAAUACAUUUUAAAAGGAAGGUAGAAACCAUUAUGUAAAUAUAAAAUAAGAUCUAAAAUGAA
Messenger RNA from Mustela erminea (ermine), 1258 nucleotides. It is a transcript of the gene SFR1, whose product is annotated as SWI5 dependent homologous recombination repair protein 1. The record is from RefSeq and is a predicted model, not a curated record. NCBI's taxonomy places the organism in Eukaryota, Metazoa, Chordata, Mammalia, Carnivora, Mustelidae. Gene Ontology annotation, biological process: positive regulation of DNA-templated transcription; double-strand break repair via homologous recombination. The transcript is spliced from 4 exons. Gene Ontology annotation, cellular component: Swi5-Sfr1 complex. The coding region runs from base 446 to 1144 and encodes 232 amino acids.